AUGGCGGAUGAGGCUUUGAUGCAGUACUUGUUUCAUGAUGAUAUCUGGGAGGCUAUUGAUACUGAUAUCAAUGAUACGGAGACACGGCGAGAUAGUAGGAACGGGAUUGAGAACGAGAACGGCAAUGGAAGGCAAGGCGAAGAGAGGGAACUAAAAUUGUCGAAUGGAACGGGGGAGAACCAUGAAGAGGGAUUGAAGCAACAUAGUGGUGGUUAA
Messenger RNA from Penicillium psychrosexuale, 216 nucleotides. RefSeq lists its product as uncharacterized. NCBI's taxonomy places the organism in Eukaryota, Fungi, Ascomycota, Eurotiomycetes, Eurotiales, Aspergillaceae. The transcript has a single exon. The record is from RefSeq and is a predicted model, not a curated record. The coding region runs from base 1 to 216 and encodes 71 amino acids.